CUUCACAGAUGUUUUGAUUCACGCCCUGCACACUGUUAAACAGGGUCAGAAUUUGAAAGGCCAGUUAAUGGUCUAUUUUCCCUCAGUCUAUUUGGUGUAGUUUUCACAAUAUUUUGGUUGAAAAGAAGUAACUGUGAUAUACUUUGCAAUUUGCAGAUGCCUUUGUUACCAUACCUGAUGGUUUAUAAGACACUUUUUUUUCCAAGAAAAUAUCCCAGAAAAUCACCCUGCGUCUCAUAAGGUCAAGGUUCAGCUUUGGGUUACUGGCUAGUGAAGUUUUGGUGCUGUGGUGGCACUUAAAUAAAACCGCAAACCUCUCUGCAAAUGUAAACGAGAUGACGAUCGCUUCUACACCAACAAUGGCAGCUCUUUUGUAUUUAGCAAUGUAUAACAGUAGUACUUACCGCUACUUCAUAUAAAAUUACACCAGUCAUAAAGAAAAUAAAAUGAAGUCACUUAACUAUGCUUGUACUUGAACAAACUAGUGGACGGUUGUGCAUCAAACCUGACGACACGCGCAAGACACUUUCUUUUGUUAUAAAAGUGUAUAAAAUAUUUCAACUAAAAAUACGACAGAAUAAAAAUAAUUUAUAUUUACACUUUCAAAUGUUUUAAAAAUAGGGUCAUUCCAUCGUGAGGAACGGUACAUUUGGAGACAAGUUAUUGAACUACUCAGAGUCAUAUUAUUAAAAGUGUGGCAGAUAUAUGAAUGGCUAUUGCAUGAUAUAUAACCAAUACUUCAGUCUACCUCAUGCCACAAGCAGUUUGUUUGUUUUAAUUCAGAUGUUAUAGAUAUUUUCAAAGGCUGCGUGAGUAAUGUUACCGCGAUGCUACUUCCUCUCCAACUUUGCCUGCGUAGUUUCAUUAACUCUAUGAUUUUACUGGUUCAGUUAAGGAGUGCUUCAUAUCAGUAAUAUAUAAAUAGAUAAGCAACCUACUAUAGCCAGCAAAUUUGGUUAUUCCUAAUAAUUAUUGUGCUGCUAAUGGAAGUGUGACCGUCAUGCACGCUACCGGAAAAGUGAGAUGCGAUACCUGUGCGAUUUUAUGUAAACAAAAUACGCUCGGCCCUCGAUAUAACGAACUAAAAGGGGGGAAGGGUGGUCCGUUGCUUGAAAAUACUUACAUAGGAUAAAUACCAGUGUACUAUAAAAUUACUGUUAAAAAAAAAGUAAAAUGAUACCAACAAACCUAAUAAUACACGUAGGUAUAUAGUUCUUCUUCAUUUGACAUGUUCUGCGUUGGUGCCAUAAGACAGUCACAGCCUAACUAGCCCCAUAGAAGAAGCCAUAUCCACCUUCGCCUCUGCUCCGGCGACACAUGUUGUUUUGUUGGCCUUCCAGUGAUCAAGGGUUGACAGUGGGGCCUUGCGGGGGGGGCAUAUUGUUUACACGUAUGGGUAAAAUUCUACAAGUGUGCUAGUCUUGCAUGGGCACAAAACUUUUUUUUUCAGUUUUCAGUGUGCUAUGAAUAAUGUGAUAAUUGUUUCUAUCACAAAUCUUUAAAUGACUGACUUGUGAUGUGAUGGCGUCGGAGGUAUUGCCUUUAAAACAGCACCUGCCGUUGUCUAUUCGUCUUGGUCUUGCAAUUCUUCUAAUUUUUUCUCUCUUGCCUUCCACCUCUGAUGUAGUAUAUCUUUUUUUCUCCUUACUUCAGUCUUACCUCUUCGAAUAUAAAUUUUCCAAUUACUUCCUCUUCUGCUUCUUGGUACGGCUGUGUCACCCGCCGCCAGCCGCCUCCGCAGCCGCAAAACAACUCACAUAGAGAGGUUCAACAUGCAUACUGUCUUUUCUUUUCACUCACCGCUCACACUCGGAAGUGGACACACCAAUUGAACAAAACCAGCCCCGCUGGUGCUGUGUAGAAGUGAGGGUCUGAGGCGGUGCUGUGCUCAGCGCUCCCUGUGUCCUCACUGCCGCUGCCAUCUGUUGCAGUGGAGGCUGCAAGCCAGGGCAGCAGCCUGAGUGCCCGGGACCAGCAGGAGCAGACUGUCUCUGGUGUGAGGGUCAGGGGGGAUCAGGAGAGCCACCACCUCCACCACCACCUUGCUGCUGGCAUCUCCAGCCAUAAAGGAAAGGGAAAGUUUGAGUGCAAGAAGACUUGAGACAGAGCAGGUCCACUAGACACAGCCUUGCACACACUGGUGAAGGAAACCAUGAGUGCCAAGAGUGUGGGAAAAGACUCCCUGGGAAGGGUGACCUCACCAAGCACACCCACACACUCUGGAGGAAGACCUCAUGAAUGCCAUGAGUGUGGCAAAAAGUUCAGUAGGAAGAGUGACCUCAACAGACACACCCUUACUCACACUAGUGAAAAACUUCAUGAAUGCCAUGAGUGUGGCAACAAGUUCAGUACGAAGAGUUACCUCAAGAAACACACCCUUACACACACUGGUGAAAGACUUCAUGAAUGCCAUGAGUGUGGCAACAAGUUCAGUAUGAAGAGUUACCUCAAGAAACACACCCUUACACACACUGGUGAAAGACUUCAUGAAUGUCAUGAGUGUGGCAACAAGUUCAGUACGAAGAGUUACCUCAACAGACACACCCUUACACACACUAGUGAAAAACUUCAUGAAUGUCAUGAGUGUGGCAACAAGUUCAGUACGAAGAGUUACCUCAACAGACACACCCUUACACACACUGGUGAAAGGCUUCAUGAAUGCCAAGAGUGUGGCAAAAAGUUCACUCAGAAGAUUAACCUCGAGACACACACCCUUACACACACUGGUGAAAGACCUCAUGAAUGCCAUGAGUGUGGCAAAAAGUUCACUAAGAAGAGUUCCCUCAACACACACACCCUUACACACACUGGGGAAAGACCUUAUGAAUGCCGUGAGUGUGGUAAAAAGUUCAGUAAGAAGAAUACCCUCAACACACACACCCUUACACACACUGGUGAAAGACCUCAUGAAUGCCAUGAGUGUGGCAAAAAGUUCAGUAAGAAGAAUCACCUCAACACACACUCCCUUACACACACUGGUGAAAGACCUCAUGAAUGCAAAGAGUGUGGCAAAAAGUUCACUCUGAAGAGUACCCUCAACACACACACCCUUAUGCACACUGGUGAAAGACCUUAUGAAUGCCAUGAGUGUGGCAGAAAGUUCAGUACAAAGAGUGACCUUAACAAACACACCCUUACACACACUGGUGAAAGACCUCAUGAAUGCCAUGAGUGUUGCAGAAAGUUCAGUACAAAGAGUGACCUCAACAGACAUAUCCUUACACACACUGGUGAAAGACCUCAUGAAUGCCAUGAGUGUGGCAGAAAGUUCAGUACAAAGAGUGACCUCAACAGACACACCCUUACACACACUGGUGAAAGACCUCAUGAAUGCCAUGAGUGUGGCAGAAAGUUCAGGUACAAGAGUGACCUCAACACACACACCCUUACACACGGGGAACAUUCGGCGGACUUUUCUGGCUUCGAGGAAAAUAACAGUGAGCUGCAGAAUAGAUUAUUGCAGAGAAGAGUGAAAGGGUUGCAGAGUGAUUUUGAGGUGGUGAUGAAGAUGGUGAGUGAAUUGAGAAGGGAGAGAGAGGAGGACAAGAGAAAGAUAAGUGAUUUAGAAGCGAGGGAGGUGGAGCUCAGGGAUCAGCUGACGAAGUGCACUGCGGGGGUGGAGGUAAGCGUGGAUUCGGUGGAAAAGUUGAAUAAAGAGCAGAAUAAGUGGGAGGAGAAGCGAAAUGAUGCAAAAGUGGAAGUGCAGCAAAGAGUUAAGAAGUUGAAACAGAAAGCUGACGGUGAUAGAGAUGAUGCAGAGGGGGAGUGUGCAGAGCUUUAAGGAGAUUGUGGAGGAGCAGCUGGAAGAGAGGAUGUCUGAGAAGGUGAUCAAAGAAAAUGAGGCACUGGUAAGAGGCACAGUCAUUCUGUUGGACGACCCCGAGUACACAGCUGUGAGGGAGGACAACCUGAGAGAUGCAGCGAGAUGGUCGUGCAAAGGGUACAAGAAGAGAGAGGUGACCUGGUGAAAGAGUUGCCCGCCGUGACCGUUAGCUGUCUAGUUUUCAACAUCCUUUUUAAAAGUCACGAGAGGCCCAGCCCCUUACCCCUCUCUUAUCCAGAGUCCACGGUCACCACGUGGUCUUUCCCGCCCAGAGUUUACGCGGCAAGCCUUCUGCCCCAUUUCCCCCCCCCCCCCCCUCUCACCGCCAGACACACCGCCUCACAGCGAUUGGCGCCAAAUUCCAGGAGUCGCGUCUGCCCCAAGUGCCCUAGCUUGGUCUCCCUAUACCCCCACCCCGACCGCGCACGCGUUCGAUUAAAUUCUUAUCACCCAUCCCUUGUGAGAAAUUACCCUAGCUUGGUCUCCCUAUACCCCUACCCCGACCGCGCACGCGUUCGAUUAAAUUCUUAUC
Molecule: messenger RNA, 4355 nt
Organism: Eriocheir sinensis (Chinese mitten crab)
Lineage: Eukaryota; Metazoa; Arthropoda; Malacostraca; Decapoda; Varunidae
Product: zinc finger protein OZF-like
Exons: 2
Coding region: 2153-3781 (542 amino acids)
Biological process (GO): negative regulation of transcription by RNA polymerase II
Molecular function (GO): DNA-binding transcription repressor activity, RNA polymerase II-specific
Source: RefSeq, a predicted model, not a curated record